AUGGCGGCUAGUGAAAGUUAUCGUGCUCAACUAGCAACUCAACAACGAGUUCCUCUUCUUUCGGGGAUCUACAGUCCUCCUCCGACACAUGAACACGGGCCUGACACUGCAAAACGCUACAGAGCUUUAGAAAUUGAGACAGAAUUUAUCAUAAGCCAAGCCAAGACACCUCAUAUUCCUUCAGACUCAGAUACUCCACCCCAGCCUCCACCUCAGCCGCCACUGCAUCAUCGAGGAAACAGUACAAAUCGCCUUGGCAUCUUCAAUAAAGUUUUCUCUACAAGUCCUCCUGCAUCUCCAAGAUUUGAAACUACUUCUAUCACUAUCCUCUUAUUACCUCAAGCAGGCACACGACCCAUCCUUCUCAAACUUCGUACAAUAGAUAUUCGUGGUGAAGGACACAAAGAUAACCAUCUCUCGCAUAUCCCUGAUAUGCGUUCAUUUUGGGGCGAUGGAGAUGCCUGGCACGCUCGUAUACAGAAAUAUUCUUCCCUAGGUAGGAUCAAAGAUUCAACAGAACAUGCUUUGAUUGGCACAUACAUGUUACUAUAUACGCCUGAAGGAAACGGAUUACCUUUAAACCAAAGAUGGAGCGCAGGCGUUAGUGGAGAUGCGUGUAUUGCGAAGAUGUGUAGGAAUAUAUGGGGGAAAGGAGGGGUGGCUGCGUAUGAGGAUGUUGAUAGGGAGUUCCUAGACAGUAGACUAUACAGGAAGAUGCUGAUGGGAUUGUUUGAUAGUCCUUUAAAGGGCUCGAAGGAGGAUGCUACGGGAGAGACUGAGGGUACUAUUGAUAAGGAUACUCUGUGA
Molecule: messenger RNA, 807 nt
Organism: Botrytis fragariae
Lineage: Eukaryota; Fungi; Ascomycota; Leotiomycetes; Helotiales; Sclerotiniaceae
Exons: 1
Coding region: 1-807 (268 amino acids)
Source: RefSeq, a predicted model, not a curated record